CUCUGUUAACAGUUUCCUCACCAAAUAUCCAAAAGAAAAUAUUAGCCAUGGCUAAAUACACAACCUUCAUUGCCUUCAUCUUCUGUCUUCUCCUUGUUGCUGCUACUGAAAUGCAAAUGACAGAAGCAAAAUACUGCUGGAAGAAAAGUCACAAGUGGCAUGGGCCUUGCCACUAUUCUUACAAAUGUAGCCACCACUGCAAGCACUAUUUUGGAGCUGAAUAUGGAAUUUGUAAGAAAUACCAAUGGGGACACAAACAUCAUCACUGGGCAAAAUAUGCUUGCUAUUGCUAUUCUCCUUGCCAUUAAUCAUGAGGAAUUGACUUCAGAGCCUCAACGAUUGGCUUGGACUGAUAUAUAUAUAUAUAUAUAUAUAUAUAUAUAUAAGAAGCUGAUUUUUUGUGUUUGCAGAGUACUAAUUACUGCAUCAACAAUCAGUUAGUGUGAUUUUGUUAUGUGUUUGUGUGUGUCACAAUGUAAUAAGUUUUGUUAAGUCUCUAGCUUGACUUGUUUGGUCAAGCUAAUUGUAUUUGCCUGAACAAUUAUGUUGCUUUCAUUUUAUUUUAUGUUUCUAUAUUGGUGUUUAAUGUGAGGUUGUGAACCAUUGUAUUGCACUGCAUAAUACUAAUAUUUUUAUUAAAAUA
This is a messenger RNA of Nicotiana tabacum (common tobacco), 643 nucleotides long. NCBI's taxonomy places the organism in Eukaryota, Viridiplantae, Streptophyta, Magnoliopsida, Solanales, Solanaceae. The record is from RefSeq and is a predicted model, not a curated record.